AUGGCGGCUGCACAGACCCGCCUCGACCGCUUGGUCACCCUCCUCGACUCGGGCUCCACUCCUGCCAUUCGAGGCACGGCAGCGAGGCAGCUGGGCCAAAUUGCCGCUCUUCGUGUUCGUGGUGUAGCUUCGUCGGAGCAGCAGCAGCAGCAGCAACAGUCGGCGGCGCACGUGGAGGGCAGCACGAGCUACAAGAGGGAGGAAGAGUACGAUGAGACGAAGGCCGUAAAACAAGAGUCGCCUUCGGGUGCCUCGACACCAGCUUCAACUGCACCGCAAGGGGGCACGGGAGCAGCAACAGCAACCGGGGUGUCCUCAGGUGGUGCAGCGGGGGAAGCCUCUUCCCACUAUGCGGGGAUCGAAGGCGACUGGAACCAGGCCGUGUUCCUCCUUGCUCGAGUCCUCCCUCAUCUUCGAUCAAAGACAUGGGAUACCAGGGUUGCGGCCGGCCAAGCCAUUGAAGCCAUCUGCUCGGCAGCAGGCACGUGGGAUCCCGAUCAAGUGCCGGGAGAGGCGAAAGUAAAGAUCAAGGAGGACCCCGAGCAAUUGGAGAAGGAGGGGGAGGAACAAGAAGACGAGUCAAAAGCUAAGGCGAAACCGGCCGAGCUUCUGGGCUUCUCCACCUUUUCUCUCGCGCAGGUUCUCACCACUGGCAAGAAGCUUCUCUCUUCCGCAGGUUCCGAGUACGAUCUCCCUGCCUUUUCGUCCGUAGAGGACCGACUUGCGCAUGCAAAGAGAGACAUGCAGCGACUAGGCUUGGGCAGUCUGGCGGGCGAAGAAGUGGACCUGGGCAUGGACGUCGAGCAAGAGCUUCUCGGCGCGCCGACUCCAGAGGCAGAUUCUUCCUCGUCGAAGCAGUCCCCUCCUCUUGGCUCGCGUCCAAAGACGCCAGGCGGUGGCUUACCACCUCCCCGUUUCGCCCCACAGGCCGCCAAAUCCUCCCUUCCUGCCCCGCGCUUCGCUCCUGGAGGCGCCGACACAAAAGAGUCGAGCGGGAGUCCAACACGGAAGCCUCUGCAAGCUGCUGUGGCCAUGCCACCUCCAUCACUUCCUGACGCGAAGGCUCUUCACCUCAGCCCGCCCUCAUCGUUGUCGUCAUCGAUGACGGCGACAGCGGCGACAAAUGCGACGACGGAUGCGAUGUCAGACGUGACGACACCUGUUGAAGAAGUAGAUCUCAGUAAGCUGAGUGCGAGGGAACGCAACCAGCUCAAACGCAAGCGCAAGCUCGAGGAAAAAGGUGUGAUGAGCGGCAGCAGUGGGAGCGAACCCACCAAAGCCCGCAUCGUCGAAGCGACGCCGGCUUCGACGCCUUCGACUGAAUCGGUUCCAAACAUCAAGAUCAAGACGUCGUCAUUGACGGGCAACGGCGCGACAGCUCCGAAUCACUCACUUAAAACGCCAGCGACACCACUGCCCUCUACGCCGUCCGGGGCGACGGGGGGAGACUACCUCACUGCUAAGCCAGCAGGCACGGUGAACAGCACGGAUACGCAGUCGCCUUUCACGCCACGUGGCAGCGUCGAUAGCACCGCGCUCGCCAACGCUGCGGCGGCCAAUGCAACGUCGUUGAUUGCGCCUGCUGGCCAGUGGCCCUUUGUGCUUGUUGGUACCUUGCUUCUCGCCGAUCUCUUUUCGCCAAAGUGGGAGAUCAGACAUGGGGCAGCUUUGGGCCUUCGCGAGCUGUUCAAGACACAAGGAGCAGGCGGCGGCAAGGUGCUCGGCGUCGGAGCGGGGGCCAAUGCAGAUUCGCACACGGCCUGGUGUGAGGAUGCCGCCAUCCGCCUCUUGUGCGUCCUCUCCCUAGACCGGCUCGGCGAUUUUGUCUUUGAUCAUGUCGUCGCGCCAGUGCGCGAGACGGCCGGCCAGACUCUGGCUAGUCUCCUCAAGUGGAUGCCAGCCGAAGCCGUGUCCAAGGUGCACGAGGUCCUCAUAGCCAUGGUACGUCAGGACUUCACCAUCGAUGAAGCGCAGCAAAGCUCCAAGAGUACGCACUCGCGCAUCAAGCAGCUCGAGGCAAAAAGAGGUUGCAAGGGCUACGCAUGGGAGGUUCGCCACGCGGGCUUGUUGGGCCUCAAAUACGAAGUGUCCGUUCGACGCGAUCUGUUGCUGAGUGACGGUGCUCAUCCGAUCAAAGAGGAGGAGGAGGAGGAGGAGGAUAGCAAGAUGCGAGACGGCGAUGGCCCACGGGCCAGCGACAAGCUGCGAGAGAUCAUCAAUACUGCCAUUCUAUGCCUGCGCGAUGACGACGAUGACGUGCGCGGCGUUGCUGCUGCCACGCUGUUGCCAAUCGCCGAUCUCUUGCUCGAACAUGUCCCUGAAGCCAUCGGCGAGCUCCUCGAUCAGCUCUGGGAUUGCCUAGGUGAUCUCAAGGACGACCUCUCGAGCAGUACCGGCGGCGUCAUGGACCUGCUCGCUCGGCUCGUCGAAAACUCACGGGCAAUUGCACAUCUCAAUCUCGAGGACAACAUCGAGCAGAGCCGGAGUGUAUCGAAUCUGGUCCCAAGACUCUUUCCGUUCUUCCGACACACUAUCACCUCUGUCCGGCUUUCUGUCCUCAAUGCGCUUUCCGUCUUUUUGUCAGUGCCUUCGCUUUCGCGGGACUGGAUCGAUGCCAGGGUUCUCCGCCUGCUAUUUCAAAACCUCAUCGUCGAAGAGAGGCUCCCGAUUCGAGAAGCAAGCAAAAAGGCCUGGACAAAGGCGUUGACCAUUGUCGUGGAAGCUGGUGGACCAGCCCGGCUCGUCGACUUGGUCAAGCCUCAUUUGAGCUCUUUCUUUACCAUUCUCAUGACUCCCCUUGGGUCUCCCCUUGACUUUUCUUUGUUCUACAAGGCAUCGACGAGCGCAGGCGUGGGGGGCGGAGAUGCGCACAACGUCGACAAGGGCAUCUUGGCUCAGGACCUUUCCCUCGUCGGCGUCGACACUGUCAUUCGUGGUCGUCUGGGCGCUGCAGAAGCUUUGGGAAGCAUCAUGGCCCAUUGGCCUCGCGAACUGGAUGAUGAAGCAUUUCACGACAGUCUGGUGCGCUACAUUUCGUCAUCCUCGGCGCUGCAAAAGUGCCUGGCCUCGGCCGUGGUGCAGGAGUGGUCCGAGUCGGCCACCAAGAUCGAGGUCAACAUCCUUGAGGCUAGCCCCAUCUCACGAUCCGUCGGGGCCAGACUCAUCUCGAUUCUCGAAUCGCCACCACCCGACACUUAUGCAGAGAUGGCUGUGAUGCUGCAGCGGAUCCAGACUGGCUGCCAGGGCCUCUAUACGGCCUUCCAACGCGACGCCAAGGUUGCCAAGACAAAGAUCCCAACACUGCCCUCGAAAGUCGAUCCUCUCGGCCGGAGUGCAGAUGGAUUCACAGUCGAGACAGCCAAAGACGUCGUGGGAAAGGGUUUUGACGCUCUGCUGGGCCUAGUCUCCGCCAAGACGCGAAAGACAGCUCAGGCGGCCCUCGACGAGCGACGGAUGAAGCUGAUUGCCGAUCUCGGCUUCUACCAAGCAACAAAGAGCAAGCAAGACACCCAGGUCGCGGCUUGUGCUGCAGCGGCCGUCAUCGGCCUCAAGCUGAUGCCUUCGAAGCUGAACCCCGUCAUUCGGAGCAUCAUGACCAGCGUCAAGUUCGAGGACAACUACGAUCUCCAGCAGCGAUCUGCGCGUGCCGUAGCCAGCUUCAUUGGCUUCUGCUCGUCGCCGGCUGCUACUGCAAAUCCAAGCGAUAAGAUCAUCAAGAACUUGUGUGCUUUUGUGUGCCAAGACACAACGCAGACGCCCAUCUAUGCCAACGCAAAGGACCAGCUCGAGGGUAUUCUCUCUAUAAACGAAGUGCCUCCAGUUGCGCCAAAGUGGAAAGGACGAGGAGGCGGCCCUGUCUCUCAAGCGGACGCAAAUGAGCCAGAAGAAGUUCGCGAAGGCAAGCUGAUCCGGCGCGGGGCAGAAAUGACUUUAAGGGAGGUCUCGCGCCUCUUCAGAGAUCGCCUCUUCCACGUCGUCCCCACGCUGUGGGACUGCAUGAGCGCGCCCCUGCUGGAUGCCUUUGGCAAGAGCAGCGACGUCAAGGAAGCACAAGGGCUGGAUGUGAAGGACGACGGACAGGGCCAAACGGUCAUCGAUUGCUGCACGCUGCUGCAGGCCAAUCUCGCCAACUUGGACGCGAGCCUGCAUCAGGAAGCGCUCGUCUUGCUCCCCGCUCUGACGUCGGCGAUCAAGUGCAAGCGUGCAGUCGUCCGCACGGCUGCAUCCAAGGCCAUCAGCACCAUGGCAGAAUGCAUCACAGAAGCAACGAUGAUGCACAUCGUCAACGAUGUCGUGGCGCUCCUUGGCGAUGCAUCCAAUGUAUGCAAUCGUCAGGGAGCCAUCGAGGCCAUUUCGCACGUUGUUCAGCUCCUUGAUCUCAAGCUCUUGCCUUAUGUCAUCGUCCUCAUUGUUCCCGUUCUCGGCAGGAUGAGCGACUCAGACGAUGCCGUCCGACUGGUGGCAACAAACACAUUUGCGUCGCUCGUCAAGAUGGUGCCUCUGGAGACGGGUCUGCCGGAUCCUCCAGGCUUCUCGCAGGAGCUUCUCGCUCGUCGCGAGGAGGAGCGCAAGUUCCUCUCGCAGCUCCUGGACGGAACAAAGGUGGAGCCCUACACGAUUCCUGUCAAGGUCAAUGCCGAACUGCGAAAGUACCAGCAGGAUGGCGUCAACUGGAUGGCCUUCCUCGCCAAGUUUCAGCUGCACGGUGUCCUGUGCGACGAUAUGGGCCUGGGCAAGACGCUUCAAUCGAUCUGCAUCCUGGCCGGCAAGCACUACGAGCGAGCGCAACGGUACGAGGCGACAAAGGCGCUUGACACCACGCCUCUGCCAUCGCUCAUCGUCUGCCCACCCACGCUGACGGGCCACUGGUGUCACGAGAUCCGACAGUAUUCCACAAAUCUUCGACCACUCCUCUACGCUGGACUGCCGCAGGAGCGCGCUCGGCUGCAAGGGCAGAUCCCCGAGCACGAUUGUGUCGUAAUGUCGUACGACACCGUGCGAAAUGACAUUGCAGUGCUGUCGCAGAUCAACUGGCUCUACUGCGUCCUCGAUGAGGGCCACAUCAUCAAGAGUGCAAAGACAAAGACAACAAAAGCCAUCAAGAUGAUCAAGUCCCAGCACCGCCUCAUCCUCUCGGGCACGCCUAUUCAGAACAAUGUCUUGGAGCUUUGGAGCCUCUUCGAUUUCUUGAUGCCAGGCUUCUUGGGAACGGAGCGCGCUUUCCAUGAGCGCUUCGGAAAGCCCAUCCUCGCGUCAAGGGACGGCAAGGUGACAGCCAAGGAGCAUGAGAGGGCGUCACUGGCCCUCGAUGCCCUUCACAAGCAGGUCUUACCCUUCUUGCUUCGAAGGAUGAAGGAGGACGUCCUUAAUGAUCUGCCGCCGAAGAUCAUUCAGGACAUCGAAUGUGAUCUGGGCGAUGUUCAACGACAACUCUACGAUGAGUUCAGUCGUACCCAGGACCGCAAUGCCAUCGAGGGCGCCUUUGAGGGCGACACCGCCGCGGCAGGAGACCCGUCCAAGAAGCAUCACGUGUUCCAGACGCUGCAGUACCUUCGUAAGCUGGUCAAUCACCCGCUGCUGGUGUUUGACAAGGCAAACAAGAAGCACGUCGACGUCGAGCGGCAGCUGAUCAAGUCGGGUUCUUCGUUGCGGGAUGUUGCCAAUGCGCCCAAGCUCCUCGCCUUGCGGCAGCUUCUCAACGAUUGUGGCAUCGGCGAGUCUAGUAUUGGAGGCACAGGGGGAGCAGUAAGCACCGCUGCCAGCGAUGGAGCCGGACCGAUCUCGCAGCAUCGCGUCUUGAUUUUCUGUCAGCUCAAGCAGAUGCUCGACAUCAUCGAAUCGGAUCUUUUCAAGACGUUGAUGCCAUCGGUGUCAUAUAUGCGUCUGGACGGUGGCGUUAGUGCUGACAAGCGCCACGGCAUCGUCCAGCGCUUCAACUCGGACCCAAGCAUCGACGUGCUGCUCCUCACCACGCAGGUGGGCGGCCUAGGUUUGACGCUGACAGGCGCAGACACGGUCAUCUUCGUCGAGCACGAUUGGAACCCGAUGAAGGACAUGCAGGCGAUGGAUCGGGCCCAUCGGCUCGGGCAGAAGAAGGUUGUCAACGUAUACAGACUCAUUACGCGCAAUACCCUCGAGGCGAGGAUCAUGGGGUUGCAGCGCUUUAAGCUCAACGUGGCCAACUCCGUCGUGACGCAGCAAAAUGCUGGACUGGAGAGCAUGGACACGGAUCAGAUCCUCGAUCUCUUCGACCCAACGUCGGACACGGCUCAGAAAGGUGGAGAGGAAACCGAUCAAAAGAAGAAGAAGGGAGGCAUCAGCCAGAAGGCCCUGCUGGCCAGCAUAGAGGCCAUGCCGGACACGGGCGACGAUUACGCCGACAUGGCAACCUGGCAGGCCUGA
Molecule: messenger RNA, 6402 nt
Organism: Acaromyces ingoldii
Lineage: Eukaryota; Fungi; Basidiomycota; Exobasidiomycetes; Exobasidiales; Cryptobasidiaceae
Exons: 2
Coding region: 1-6402 (2133 amino acids)
Molecular function (GO): ATP binding; ATP-dependent chromatin remodeler activity; DNA binding
Source: RefSeq, a predicted model, not a curated record